Bradysia coprophila is the source of this 1392-nucleotide messenger RNA. RefSeq lists its product as uncharacterized. Gene Ontology annotation, cellular component: extracellular region. NCBI's taxonomy places the organism in Eukaryota, Metazoa, Arthropoda, Insecta, Diptera, Sciaridae. Gene Ontology annotation, biological process: chitin catabolic process; carbohydrate metabolic process. Gene Ontology annotation, molecular function: chitin binding; chitinase activity. The record is from RefSeq and is a predicted model, not a curated record.
UUGGACUCGAAAUGUUGUAUUUUCUUGAGCUGGUUCUUUCUGCAUCAUUGCUGGUGCCAUUCGCUGCAACUCAAACAAAUAAUUUCACAAUAAUUGGAUACUAUACUGAGUCUGGCUCUCAGUUUUUGAGUCCAGAGAAUGUUCCAUUUUCGAAGCUCAGUCAUGUUAAUUACGCUUUUGCCAUUGUGGGAGACAACUAUCGACCCGUUUUAACGGCCGAAGCUGAAGCGCUCAUACCCAGCCUGGUUGCCAAAGCUCAUCAAGAGGGCGUCAAAGUUUCACUUUCUGUUGGUGGUUAUACCGGAUCCGUUCAUUUUUCGGAAAUGGUCUCACGAAUUGAUCGUCGGUUAAUCUUUACCACUGCAUUAACUUCGUUGAUACUACAGUACGAUCUCGAUGGUAUUGACAUUGUUUGGCAAUAUCCUGGACGAAAGAGUAUUAGCUGCAAUCCCGUUGAUAAAGCAAACGAUGCGAAAAACUUGCUAAUCUUAUUACGGGAAAUAAGACUCGCAUUCAACGUGGCAUUCCUUCUCUCGCCGAAACUGCUCACGUUAGGCGUGCGGGUAGAGCCUUUCGACGUUAACGACACGCCAAUGACGGAUGUGAGCGAAUUCGCAAAAGUAGUGGACUUCAUUAGCGUAAUGGCAUACGAUAUUAAUGUGGCGUCGAGCGCAACGACUGGUCCGAAUUCUCCCUUCGAUUUUACACCGGUAAAAGGUGUGCAAAAUUCUUUUAAGCAAGCUAUCAAUUCUUGGAUCAAUGCCAAAAUACCAAAAAGCCAGCUGGUAGUAGGAUUUCCAUUCUAUGGUCGUUCGUCAACUGCAACUGUUGAUAUGUCGCAAGAUCCGACGAACAUGUACGUGUCUAAAUCUAACGUAAUACCAAUGGGUGAUCAAGAUGAUGAAGUGUCGUUUGAACCUUGUCCAGGAUCAAUAGAGACAUACUCCGGUAUUUGGAAAUAUCGUAAUCUACGGUCGCAAGGCUUGCUGACUAGCCCAACAACUGCCGGUAAUGGUUGGACCAGAUAUUGGGAUAGCGCUAGUCAAACGCCUUGGCUGUACAAUCCAGCCACUAGCGUUUUUAUAUCCUAUGAUGAUGUUGAAUCAUUUCAAAUUAAAAUGAAUUAUGGACAACAGAUUGGCGUGAGAGGCGCUAUGAUCUGGGCAUUGCACCAGGACACAGAUGAUGAACUUUUGAAUAUUUUGGUAGAUGGUCUGAUCCAGUUGAACUUGUAAUUUUACAACUGUAUGAAUUUUCUUGGAAGGAACUCUCAUUUAUAUAAUCCAUAUAUUUGAACACAAACGUGUACACAAACGGAACAACUGUAUUCCAAUCUACUGAGGAGUAAUAAAGUUAAGUAUAGUUUCCACUUAAAAAGACCACUCCGUUUAG